Rotaria sp. Silwood1 is the source of this 435-nucleotide messenger RNA. The record is from the annotation of a GenBank genome assembly. Lineage: Eukaryota; Metazoa; Rotifera; Eurotatoria; Philodinida; Philodinidae.
AUGGAUAACAUUGAAUAUGAUGAUCUUACUAAUUUAUCUUGGUUAAAAGUAUCACAUAGUAGAGAAUUUCAAACAACAGUUGAAUGUUCAAAUAAUUAUAUUGAUGAUGAUCUUCAAUGUCUCUGUUGGAUUAUUAAAAUGCAACCAAUAUCAUAUUCUUCUCAUUCACUUAAAAGAUUAUCUGUAACAACGAAUAAAGUUAAGCAUUAUCGUAAUUCUAAUCGUUUAUUAUCAUAUCCUAAUGUUUUUGAUCAUUCUCUUAAUAUUGUAACGAAUGCAAUGAUUAAUAUGGAACAUUCCGAUACUAAUUCAAUAUCAUCACGACAAAUAUUAAAUAAUCAUUUAUCUUCAAUAAAAUCUUAUCAACAAUCAUACAUUCUUAUCCGUUCAUUAAAUGGCAAAAUUUCAUAUUUAUCAAUUCGUCAUUUCGUCUAA